Molecule: messenger RNA, 593 nt
Organism: Sinocyclocheilus rhinocerous
Lineage: Eukaryota; Metazoa; Chordata; Actinopteri; Cypriniformes; Cyprinidae
Product: claudin-9-like
Exons: 1
Cellular component (GO): bicellular tight junction; membrane
Molecular function (GO): structural molecule activity
Source: RefSeq, a predicted model, not a curated record
AAAGUCUACGACUCCGGCCUCGCCCUCUCAGGCUCCGCCCAGAUGUGCCGUGGCCUGAGCGUGCUGUCGCUGCUCCUGUGUCUGCUGGCGCUCCUGCUCAGCGUGACCGGGCUGAAGUGCACGCGCUGCCUGGGCGAUGCGCACGAGACCAAAGCUCGGCUGGGGCGGGUCGCCGCGGCGCUCUUCCUCGCGGCUGCGUUUUUCUUCCUUUUGCCGGUGUGUUGGAGCGCAUAUGUCGUGAUACGCAAUUUCUACGACCCGAACGUCGCCGCGCCACUUAAACGUGAACUCGGACCGGCGCUCUAUCUGGGAUGGGGCGUGACCGUGCUGAUGCUGGUGGGCGGGGCUUUGAUGUAUUUAGGCUCCGCCUCCCCUGGAGUUCCAGCCUUGCCUGUUUUCGGAAAAGGCGCCAAAGGAAACCCUCCGUCCACAGCAGAGAGCAAACCGGAGAAGGUCUUUGUGUAAGAGAGCUAAAAGACAUCAACCUGGAUAAACUGUGUCUGAGUGCUCACCUUUAAUUUGCAGAAAUACAGUAACAUUAUCAUUUACUCACUGUCAUGUGCAAAAACUGUAUGUGGUUAUUUUUUUCUGUG